Molecule: messenger RNA, 964 nt
Organism: Mangifera indica (mango)
Lineage: Eukaryota; Viridiplantae; Streptophyta; Magnoliopsida; Sapindales; Anacardiaceae
Product: EEF1A lysine methyltransferase 1-like
Exons: 4
Coding region: 87-947 (286 amino acids)
Biological process (GO): methylation
Molecular function (GO): nucleic acid binding; methyltransferase activity
Source: RefSeq, a predicted model, not a curated record
AACCGCGUUGUUUAUUCCUUCAAACAAUUCUUCGAUAGUCACUCCCCGCCUCUCAACUGAACAAGCAGCCAAGAAGUACCAACAAUAUGGAAGAGCUCAAAACAGUGAACACCCACAACCAAAACGACGACGUAGAGUCCGAAAACGAAGACGACAAACCAAUGCUGAGCUCGCAAGCUCUAGCAGCUCUACAAGAAUUCUUCGACCAGCAAAACCAAAACCAAACCCUAGAUACCGAAACAGCUGGGUCGGAAUCACACACCGUCGCCUUGGUUUCGGAAAACUGGCGGCUGAGUCAGUUCUGGUACGACGCCUUAACGGCCGAAACGAUGGCCAACGAAGUCGUCUCUCUGUGCUCAAACUCCGGUUCGCGUGUCGCUUGCGUUGCCUGUCCCACGCUCUACGCCUACAUAAAGAAAAUUGGACCGAAUGUGGCGGCGCAAAUUCUAGAAUACGACGAGCGGUUUGGGCAAUAUGGUACUGAUUUUACGUUUUAUGAUUAUAAUCUACCGGCGGAUUUGCCGUUGGAGCUGAAGCAUGCGUUCAAUAUUGUGAUUGCGGAUCCUCCUUACCUGAUUGAUUUUGAACCUGAGUACCUCAUGGAGUUUGAGUCAAAUCCAGACAUUGAUGAGAAACCGCCUAUUCCCCUUAGGGAUGCACUUGAGAAGAUGAAACCGUUCUUGAUGGCCUAUGAGGGAAUUCAAAGUCAUGAAGAGUGGGAGGAAGCUGUCAAUGAAGUUAUGGAGAGAGUGCCGUUACUGAAAGAGCUUGUUGAUGAGUACAGUGGACCUGAUAGGGUAACUGCUAAGCAACAACAGGAGGAGUUGGAAAGAGUAGCCAAAACUGUUCCCAAAAGUGCACCAGCUUCUGUAAAACGGUUUGCAAACCGUGCAGUCCUUUCUCUUCAGGUUAGUAUUUCCCGUUGUGAUCUGGCAAAUAGUUUUUAAGUUGAUUUGGCAUGGAA